This is a messenger RNA of Abrus precatorius (Indian licorice), 3568 nucleotides long. Its product is annotated as ETO1-like protein 1. Gene Ontology annotation, molecular function: protein binding. The record is from RefSeq and is a predicted model, not a curated record. Gene Ontology annotation, biological process: negative regulation of ethylene-activated signaling pathway. The transcript has 6 exons. NCBI's taxonomy places the organism in Eukaryota, Viridiplantae, Streptophyta, Magnoliopsida, Fabales, Fabaceae. Bases 492 to 3158 code for a protein of 888 amino acids.
AUGCUUCAAUUGUUUCAUUUCUCGUUUUUUCACUUUCAAUCCACCAAAUUCAAACUUUUUCUUUUUCGAUUUUGGACUUCCAACCAACAGUGCCUUUAACAACUUCUAUGCUCUCCAACUCCAAUGGAAGCAACUAAAGAAAGAAAAAGUUAUUCACUUUCCCUUUCACCAAACUGAGGGGAAAAAAGAAGAAGCAAAAGUUAGUUAAAGUAAAAAUUUUUCUGUUAGAUUCCCCUCCACUUUGAUCUCUUUGGCCCUCUUCCCCUGCUGCAAAUCCUUCAUUGGUUCUGCAGAUUGAAGUCACAAGUGAAUUUUCUCUCUCUCUCUGACAUUUUAUGCGCUGAUUUGGAUGAAUCAGCUAUACUGUAGAGGCUACUGUUUUCUCUUUUGGUAGGUCUGCUCCUUUUAUUUGACCCCAAUUUGUAAAAGUUUAAUUUUGAGGAGGAAGCAUUAUAGUGGAGAUCUGGGACUUGUUUCGUCUCUUAUGCCCUAUGAAGACUUUCUUUACUGCAGAAUCCUGUAAAGAAGCACACCCUAAUGCUUUAAAUCCACAGUCCUGGCUCCAAGUUGAAAGGGGGAAGCUUCCCCAAUUGUCAUCAUCCCAGUCCUCCACUGCAUCAAUAGAAUCUCUGAUCAAGGUCCCGCAACCACCUAUACUUCCAUUCUUUAAACCUGUUGAUUAUGUGGAAGUUUUAGCCCAAAUCCAUGAAGAACUUGAGUCGUGUCCUCUGCAGGAGCAGUCAAAUCUGUUUUUGCUACAAUACCAGGUCUUUAGGGGCCUUGGGGAUGUUAAACUAAUGCGCAGAAGCCUCCGGUCAGCUUGGCAGAGAGCAAACACUCUUCAUGAGAAAAUUAUUUUUGGGGCAUGGUUGAAGUAUGGGAAGCAAGGGGAGGAACUAGUUGCUGACUUGCUCACGGCUAGUGGUAAAUGUGAAAAGGAAUCUGGGCCCAUAGAUAUAGAAUCUCAUAUUCCUUUUGGUAUGAAUGUAAAUUCCCAGGAGAGAGCUGCGAUGAAUGGGAACCUCACUUCACAGUAUGUUACUUUUACUAUCGGAAAUGAGAAGAUAAUCUGUGAUAGACAGAAGAUUUCUGAACUUUCAGCACCAUUUCAUGCAAUGCUAAAGGGGUAUUUCAGGGAAUCACUUUCUGAGACUAUAGAUUUAUCUGAAAACAAUAUCUCUCCCUCGGGUCUGAGGGCAAUAAAUUCCUUUAGCUUGACAGGCAGUUUACCUGAUGUCCCUUCAAAUCUUUUGUUGGAGAUAUUAGUUUUUGCAAACAAGUAUUGUUGUGAAAGACUAAAACAGGCUUGUGAUAGAAGACUUGCAUCCUUAGUUUCCUCCAGAGAAGUUGCAGUGGAACUCAUGGAAUAUGCUCUUGAUGAGAAUUCUGCUGUCCUUGCUGGGUCUUGUUUACAGGUCCUUUUACGUGAUAUUCCCAACUGCUUGAGUGAUAAUCAGGUGGUGGAGUUAUUUAUUCAUGCUAAUAGGCAACAGUUGGCAGUCAUGGUUGGACCUGGCUUAUUUGCACUUUUCUGUUUCUUAAGUGAAGUUUCUAUGAACCUUAAUUCUAGUUCAGACACAACAGCUCAUUUACUGGAACGGUUAGUUGAUUUUGCUGAAAAUGACAAGCAGAGACUGCUGGCAUUUCAUCAGUUGGGAUGUGUUCGACUCUUAAGAAAAGAAUAUGAUGAAGCCUAUUGUCUUUUUGAGAGGGCUGUAGAUGCAGGUCAUAUUUAUUCUGUUGUGGGUUUAGCUAGACUGGACUCUAUAAAGGGAGAGAAGUUUUUAUCUUAUGAGAAGAUCAGCUCAGUCAUUUCUUCUGUUACACCACUUGGAUGGAUGUACCAGGAAAGAUCACUAUACUGUGACUGUGAUUUGAGGUGGAAAGACCUUGAGAAAGCAACUGAACUGGACCCUACUCUUGUAUAUCCCUACAUGUAUAGGGCUGCCUCAUUAAUGAGGACAGAGAAUGUUCAAGGUGCACUGGGUGAAAUCAAUCGGAUUCUUGGCUUCAAACUUUCAUUAGAGUGCCUGGAACUACGGUUUUUUAUCUAUCUGGGCCUUGAGGACUACAAAGCAGCUCUCCGUGAUGUUCAAGCAAUUCUUACCCUGUGUCCAUAUUAUAGAAUGUUUGAAGGGCGUGUGGCUGCAUCUCAGCUCUGUACUCUUGUGCGUGCACAUGUUGACCAUUGGACAACGGCAGAUUGUUGGGCACGAUUAUAUGACUGUUGGUCUGCUGUAGAUGAUAUUGAGUCUCUAUCUGUUAUCUACCAGAUGCUUGAAUCUGAUGCAGCAAAAGGUGUUCUAUACUUCAGACAGUCAUUGCUUCUCCUCAGGUUAAACUGUCCAGAGGCUGCUAUGCGGAGUUUACAGUUAGCUUGGCAACAUGCAUCAAGUGAGCAUGAAAGACUUGUAUAUGAGGGGUGGAUCUUGUAUGAUACAGGUCAUUAUGAGGAAGGGCUCCAAAAAGCUGAAGAGUCUAUUAGUAUUAAGAGGUCUUUCGAGGCCUAUUUCCUGAAGGCGUAUGCAUUGGCUGACUCUAGCAUAGAUUCAUCAUAUUCUUCAACUGUUAUUUCACUUUUGGAAGAUGCCUUGAAGUGCCCUUCUGAUAACCUGCGCAAAGGUCAGGCCCUAAACAAUCUUGGAAGUGUUUAUGUUGAUUGUGGGAAAUUGGACUUAGCAGCUGAUUGCUAUAUCAAAGCCCUUAAAAUCCAGCACACCCGUGCCCAUCAGGGCCUUGCUCGUGUUCAUUUUCUAAAAAAUGAUAAGGCUGCUGCAUACAAGGAAAUGACCAAUCUUAUUGAGAAAGCAAAGAACAAUGCAUCGGCCUAUGAGAAAAGGUCUGAGUAUGGUGAUCGUGAACUCACAAAGGCAGAUCUGGAGACGGUGACUAGAUUAGAUCCACUUCGGGUGUAUCCUUAUAGAUAUCGGGCGGCAGUUUUGAUGGACAGCCAUAAGGAAGAGGAAGCUAUUGCGGAACUCUCUAGAGCAAUUGCAUUCAAAGCUGAUUUGCACCUUUUGCAUCUGCGUGCAGCAUUCCAUGAACACAAGGGGGAUGUCCUAGGUGCACUAAGAGACUGUCGAGCUGCACUCUCAGUAGACCCAAACCAUCAAGAAAUGUUGGAACUUCACAGUCGAGUUAAUAGCCAUGAGCCCUGAAUCAAGAACAUGAUUUUUGUGAGAUGGAAAUGCAGUAUACCUGUGGCUGGCAGAAAACUCCUAGGCACUUGAACCUCAGCCACACUACAAAGAAUGAAGAGGGACCCGGCAUUUUUGCAACAGCCAUCAGCAAUCACAGAAAGUAAAUUUGUAAAUGGAAGGUAUAGUUAAAAUGUGAGAUGUAACUAUCUGUAGACUCUAGUAAUGAGCAUGUGAUGAUAUUAAUCAUUUUCAUUUUCCCUCCUAAAAGGGUGCCAAAAUUUUGUAAUUAAUAUUCUAUCUAUCAUUUGGGGGAUCUUAUAAUAUACUGCUUUUCAUCCAUUAGUUUUUCAUUUGUCCCCGGCUAAAGUUUUGGAGUUAAUGCUAUGCUGCCAAGGCGCAUGCUUAUUCAAAACCGAUAGCACAUGCUA